UGUGCUUGCUCGAGAUAGACAAGAUAAUAAUAAUAAUGUUGGACAUCGGCAACCGGCCCCCCAAGAUCCAGCCCUUUUCUCUCCGCAGUGCACUGCUCAGGCUCGUGACGAGCUCGCUACUUCCUAAUCACUAUGACUAGGAAUCUGCCAUUGGAAGUCAUAUCUCUCAUUGCAGAAUGUCUCCAUUCUGAUGACUGUCCACUUGCUCAGUACACUGUUGUAUGCCGUCAAUGGCAGGCAGCAUUUGAGUCGUUUAUUUAUUCGAACCUGACAGUCUACAGCGAGGAAGUUGAAGAUGGCGAAGCCCAUAGCGACGUACGAGAGGUACACAAAGAAUUAGGAGAACUUUGGGGGACGGAAUUCUAUUAUCCGCCCAUGCCCGACUGGUACAGCAGUGCCAGUCGGACUAUGAAGAAGAAAACAAAAAAGCCUCUCUCGCUUUCUCGGUUCGCGCAUCUGAUUUCGGGCACUGGUACCGUGCGACGGGGCUGGGUCCGUUACAUCAAAUACCGAAUUGUUGUUCCAUAUCUUAUUGAGGACUGGAAGACAAUAAUCAAAGCUGGAAAUUACAGCUAUAAGAACUCUAUUCGAGACGCCAAUGACGAAGCAUUUAAGUCGGGCAUUAUUGGCCUGUUCGAGGUGCUGAGUUCUUGGAGCGGGAGCCACCGUGUUGCGUUGGAACUCGGUCUGUUUGGACGAGAGUUGGGUAAAGAACCAUGCACUGACGGGCAUCCUGAUGCUGGAGAUUACGACUGGGACUUCACUAAUGGCCGUACUGUUUCUGUGCGGCCGUACCGGGCCCGCUUUCCUCUGAAUGAUGAUGCAUCAAUAUUGCCAAAGAUUACAUGUAUCGAUCGGCUCCUGUUUCUUAACGAGUCGUUUAGGAAUGGUGUCAACAGAAACCACCGCAUCUGGGCUGGUACGGCAUUUCAGAUCGUUGCAUCUUGCCCUACAGUCACAAAAUUGGAAUUGGAUCUGAACGAAUAUGUCCGACCGGACCAUGAAGGUUUUAUGAUGCAAAGACGACAAGCUGUAGCAGAGGGGCUCAAAAAGGUGCCACAUUCCUUGCGAGUAUUUAACUAUAAGAACGGGACCGAGAUGAAUUGGAAAGAGACGAUGCCCGCUUUAAAUCUCCUUCCGCCUUCUGGGAUAGAUCAUUUGUCUAUCAAUCUCCAUGACCUCAGUUUCCGUCUUCGGGAACUGAGAAUAGAACAGACUGCCCUCUCACUUGACUUUUUAUGCCCCUUGAACAGUUCUUUGGAGCCAAUUUCCGAUAUAUCGUCUUGUAUUUGGCCACGUCUUGAAACUAUGAUCUUUGAGCUGGUUCCGAGGGUCACGCCAUCAGGGAAAUGGCUCUUCCAGUACACCCCAGAACGCCAGGCCGAGAUCGACGAAAUUGAUGAUUGGGAUAUGGAAAUCUGUCAUCCAGAAAAUGGCUGGCUAACACGGCAGUUGAUGGAUCUCGAUGCCUUUCACCGAUUAUUCGUCUCAAUAGGCUAUGCAGUGCAGCGGAUGCCUCGUCUAUCCCGGAUCAGAGUUUUUGGUGAUUUUGCCUUUGAAAACGCGUUUGACUUCUUCUGUGAGCGAUCUACCGGGACCUUUACUGCUAGGUGGCUGUCGGAGUCUUCAUAUGAACCAAAUCAGCAGGUCGCCAGCGCCUGGAAGUUUCGUCUUGAGGAUAUGGAAGUCGAUGAUAGAGGACGAAGCUACGGUACUAUUAAAUCUACAGUGAAGUUCCCCGUCUGGCCACCUCUCCCAUAGAGAAAAUGCACCGAUUUCGGGGGAAACGGUCAAUUGGGGAAUUGGGAUUUUCUGUAGCUGAGAUAAAGCGGAUAAACAGAAAGAAAUGAAUCGUUAUGUUUGAUGUGUG
Molecule: messenger RNA, 1870 nt
Organism: Paecilomyces variotii
Lineage: Eukaryota; Fungi; Ascomycota; Eurotiomycetes; Eurotiales; Thermoascaceae
Exons: 3
Coding region: 133-1761 (542 amino acids)
Source: RefSeq, a predicted model, not a curated record